GGACAGUGGACUACAAAUAUAUACAUGGCGUAAGCAAUGCGAUAUCUCUCUCUUUCUCUUUCUCUCUCUACCUCUGAUAUUUCGUCUGGCGGAGUUGCUUGAAAUAAACUCAUGCUCUUGUUUUUGCGAGCCGUAAACUCGUUCAUAUGGAUUUUGGGGCGGUUACCGGGAAGCGUGCCACUCCGGAAGGAGUUUCUUCUGACCCCUUCGACGAAAACCGCCAUGGAUCUCUGAAUUCCAAACGCGAAAGAUCUGAGCUCGCCGAGGACGCCUGGCGAGUGCUCCAACCUGAACAACCUGAUUUCUCUAGCAGUAAGGACACAGAAAAUUUUGCUGCUUUUGCAGGAUCCAAUCUGUGGACGUCGGCGGUCGACGAUGGGCAGAAGAUGCUGUCGUUUUCCUCCUCGGAGUCUCCGCCCGCUGUCGCGAAUGUUCCAGGCGGUACCAUAGAGUUUUCCGCCGCGCAGAAUGAGCAUUACGGAAGAACAGGAGGAGGGGUGGGGAUAAGGGAGGGUAUUCAUGGGAUGUUUACGGGGCCAAGGGGUCCUUUUACGCCGUCGCAGUGGAUGGAACUCGAGCAUCAGGCUAUAAUUUAUAAAUACAUUGUGGCAAAUGUCCCUGUUCCGAACAACUUGUUGUUGCCUAUGAAGAAUUCCUUGUACCCGUACGGAUCACCUGGAUCCUACACCAUGAACUUUUUGGGAUGGGGUCAUUCCAAUGUAGGUUAUUCCAACAGCGGUGAUCCUGAGCCGGGUAGAUGCAGGAGAACCGAUGGGAAGAAAUGGCGGUGCUCUAGGGAAGCUGUUCCCGAUCAGAAAUACUGCGAAAGGCAUAUCAAUAGGGGGCGUUAUCGUUCAAGAAAGCCUGUGGAAAGCCGCACUGCCCAUGCUAUCACUGGAUCCACUACUUUGAAGGUGACACCGGUUGCUUCUUCCCAAAAAGCAUCAGUGAUGUCCAGUAGCAGCGCACUCAACCGCAUAAGUUCGAUACAUCAUCAAAAGAAUCCUUUGCAGCCCAGUGCUGCCGACUCUGCUCUUGACCCCCCUGCCAGAUCGCAAGGAUUUCAACCCUCAACAACUGAUUUGAAGUCUAAAUCCGCGCCAUUCCCUACUCAAAAGUCGAAUCCAACAUAUGAAGAAUCGCCCAGCUCAGAACCAAUGGACGAAAACCCGGUUCUCCAAUUUAUCAAAGAUUGGAAAAAAGAUCAAACACCGAAUGUCUCACCUUCCUGGUCCGAAGAACUGAAUGCCGACUGGACUCAGCUCUCAAUGUCGAUCCCGUUCGCUCGGCAUCUUCCUUUGCCGCAUGACAAGCUCCCUGCAUCAACUCCAGCGCUAUCCCCCGAGCAGUAUCCGCUCCAUAUGAGCCUGGGGGUGAAUCACGACUCCGACAAACCCAGCCCAAAGAAUUUGUUUCAGCUGCCGGUUACGUGGGGGUGGGGAAAAUCCAUGGGCGGCCCACUCGGGGAGGCCUUGAACUGCAGCCCCCCGGCGAAUGCAGGCGAGAACCUCUUAUCUAUGAAAGCCGGGAAGACUACUGGUCCGCCGUCGGGACUGCCCCCAGCCGCCGCUCUGCAGAAAGGCUCGGUCAUGGCUGUGAAACAGCUAAACUAAUGCUCGAUGAAAAGGAGCUUGAAUAAUGUAUCGAUCUUAUCCGUCGUCGGAACUUAUGUACACUUUCUCGCCGUGUGAAUUUGAGGACGAUGAUAUAUAUAUAUAUAUAUAUAUAAUUAAGAUUCUGUGAUUUACAUUACAUAUACCUUAUAAAAAUGGGAUCUUGGAAACAUGGGUGUUUCUUGUGUUAU
Messenger RNA from Andrographis paniculata, 1804 nucleotides. RefSeq names its product growth-regulating factor 1-like. Gene Ontology annotation, biological process: DNA-templated transcription; regulation of DNA-templated transcription; developmental process. The transcript is spliced from 4 exons. NCBI's taxonomy places the organism in Eukaryota, Viridiplantae, Streptophyta, Magnoliopsida, Lamiales, Acanthaceae. Bases 147 to 1613 code for a protein of 488 amino acids. Gene Ontology annotation, cellular component: nucleus. The record is from RefSeq and is a predicted model, not a curated record. Gene Ontology annotation, molecular function: ATP binding.